AUGCCGGAAGCCGAGACGUCAGCUCCAGCGAACCAGGCGAUCUCUUCGGCCUCUCUCACUGCUACUGCGGGAGAGGCAGCCGUCGUCCAUGGCCUGGAGGUGACUCGUCUGACGCAAUGUGCGCACUGGCACUCGGAUCGCGACAUCAUCGCCAUCCGACACAAAUGCUGUGGCCGCUACUACGCCUGCAUCAGCUGCCACGAGGCGCUCGCCCAGCAUGAGUCUGCUGUCUGGCCCAGGAAUGAGCGAGAUGCCAAGGCCAUUCUUUGCGGCAAUUGUCGUGGCGAAUUGAGCAUUGAUGAGUAUCUGUCCUGCGGCUCAACCUGUCCUAAGUGCAAAGCUGCUUUCAACCCUGGAUGCGCAAACCACUACGACCUCUAUUUCGAAAUGGACUCGACUCUCACCUUCAUCAUGACCACAGUAACCAGCACCAAUACCAUGACCACACCCACUAUCACCAUCACCAACACUCUCAUCUGCCUAACCAUCACCAUAGUCACAAUACACACGAUCACCACUGCGACCACCCCCAUUCACCUCAAAAGCCUCAUAAGCCCCAUCGCCCUGAUCACCCUCAUCCCCCGCCACCGCUUGGUGACCCUACCUAUGGGCCAGGGAUUGGUCUUCCUCCCCCGUCGUACUCUCAAAGCUAUGGGACGCUGA
Clonostachys byssicola is the source of this 663-nucleotide messenger RNA. The record is from the annotation of a GenBank genome assembly. Lineage: Eukaryota; Fungi; Ascomycota; Sordariomycetes; Hypocreales; Bionectriaceae.